This is a messenger RNA of Tuber melanosporum (Perigord truffle), 1890 nucleotides long. RefSeq lists its product as uncharacterized. Gene Ontology annotation, biological process: dephosphorylation. The record is from RefSeq and is a predicted model, not a curated record. Bases 325 to 1191 code for a protein of 288 amino acids. NCBI's taxonomy places the organism in Eukaryota, Fungi, Ascomycota, Pezizomycetes, Pezizales, Tuberaceae. Gene Ontology annotation, molecular function: phosphoprotein phosphatase activity. The transcript has 4 exons.
AAAGCGCCAAUUCAGGUACGAUCAGAACUACUCCCCCAGCUAGAUCUGGUAAAGGUACCGGUAGCUUAAAGCCAAACCCUUUGCUGUUAACCCUUCGCCAAAAGAUCAGCCGUUACCACAAAGUUCAGGGUCUUGAGCUACGACAAGCUGCAAUAGCUUCUGUACUGUAUCGUACCAUUCAUUGGUGGACAGCUGCGCCUUUCCCAACAGAACCGGCUCCCCCCCCCCUCUUUCAUUCUCUCCAGUACCUAAGCUCUCAGAAUAAGAAGAAGCAAUUUCUCCUUCAAACACUUCAAACACUCGAGCUAGGUGCGAGGGAAAAAAAUGGCUUCGAGAUAUACACCGGCGUACACCGAGGAAACCCUCGCAGUAUUGAGUAGGCCGCCAUGGAAACUGGUUCAGGGAAUUGCCAACUUUCGCGACAUUGGAGGGUACCCACUUAGGGACGGUUCCGGCAGUGUUCGACGUGCCUACAUUUAUCGUUCGGCUGAGCCCUCGCGAAUUACCGAAGAAGGAAAGAUUUUGCUAAGGGAUACAAUGAAAGUUUCCCACACCUAUGACCUCCGCUCGGUACCCGAGCUGAAGAGAAUGGAGAAGGAGACGCCAAUUAUUGAGAUUGAAGGUAUAACCAGGAAUUUUGUACCUGUGUUUAAAGAUGUGGAUUAUUCUCCAGAAAAUGUGGCCCUCCGUUUCAAGUCUUAUUCCUCCGGCGACCUAACAGAAGCAUAUCGUUGCAUACUCCAAGCCGGCGGGAAAACAGCUUAUCGUUCUAUCCUCUCGCAUGUCCUUACGCGGCCCGAUGAGCCACUGCUCAUACACUGUACUGUUGGCAAGGACCGAACGGGUGUCAUUACCGCAUUGAUACUUCUACUAGCUGGUGUUGGCGAGGAGGUUAUUGCGGAGGAGUACGCCCUUACGACACUAGGCAUGGGAUCGGUCAAAGAGGCAAUUUGGGAUCAUCUGAUUAAGCAGCCACUGUUUGCCAAGGGGGACGCUGAAGCAAUUCAAGGUCUAGAGAACAUGCUCAGUUCAAGAAAAGACACCAUGCUCAAAACCCUCAAAAUAAUCGACGAGGAGUUUGGCGGGGUAAGGGGGUAUCUUGAGAAGCAGUGUGGCUUCUCGGAAGAAGAGAUUGAAAUAAUUCGGAAGAAUAUUGUUUGCGAUGAGCCGCCGUGUUUCCCUCUGAAGUAGCUUAAAACCCCCUUUACUUUUCUUCUUUACCUACCGGUAUCAUCUUGUACAGUACCGUUGGGUUAGCUUGUCAGCGUCAUUCUUGAUCACUCGAAUUUGGCUUGCGGGUGGGAGUUCAUACGAGCAAUGCGCCUCUCCCCUUGAUGAACCCCUCACUGCAUGCUUAUAGCGUUGGAUGGUUUAAAGGCGAAGAGAAUUCAGUACUUCGGAAUGGCCCCUGGUUGUCUCUGUGAGGUUUGGCACUGCAAUCGAGUGAUCCAUGAUGAAGUACUUCCGUUGAAUCCGUUAAGCGCACUGUGCGACAGCGAACGUAAAAAUAAGCCUUGGAUUACAAGCAGUGACGGAAGUUUGGGUUAAAUGAUGUCUAUCGAUUGGGGCUCGUUUUGUAAAUCUUAUACUGUUUUUCUGUAAUCUCUGCGCCCUUUGUCAGAUUGGGCAGAAUAACCACGUUGAUCACGUGAUCUCGGUUAUAGAACUGGUUAAGUGCGAGAGAGCGAAGGGUAUUUUUGUGUGCGGAUGUGGUUUUUGCUGCUAUUUUUGCUUUGAGGAUGAGAGAGACUACUCUGUUUGCGACGAUAUUUGGGAUAUAUUUGAAGGAGGUGGAGGGGGAGGGUUGGGGCACUGCUUUGAUGGCGCUGAGGCUCUGGCGCUUGAAGAUAGUAGAAAAUAGUAUGAUAUGAUGAUGGUCAUGGCAUCUCG